Didymodactylos carnosus is the source of this 891-nucleotide messenger RNA. NCBI's taxonomy places the organism in Eukaryota, Metazoa, Rotifera, Eurotatoria, Philodinida, Philodinidae. The record is from the annotation of a GenBank genome assembly.
AUGUCAACACUCCAGUCAUUAAUCGCAGAAUUCAGACUUGUACAUUGUUAUACAAUAGAUACCGAAACCGACUUCAGAUCCGGAAAACCGGCCCUUAUACAAAUUGAAGCAAUAAAAACAUCGGAAAAAUCAAUUGUAUUAUUAAAUAAAACAACAUAUCUGCCGGACCCAUUAACUGAAGCACAUGAAUUAAUUAAACAAUUAUUUACAAUUAUAUUUGAUCCUGGCAAUGAAUUUUAUAGCUGGGAUGCCAUUAAGGAUCCUUCUGUAACUUUAUUGCUAUCGUACAUUCGACAAGAUCAAGAAUUAAAAUUAAACCAUCGUAAAACAACAAUGACCAUAAAAGAACAUCAUCAACAACAAGAUGCAUUUAAUCAACCAAAUAUACAAGUAAAUUUGGCAGAUUCAACCGAAUUUACAAAUGAUCAACAGCAGUAUGAAUACAAUCAAUACAUUAUGGAUGAAAGUCCAACAGAUUUAGCUGAACAACUAAAUGAACAACCAAUUAUGUAUGAUACUAUAUUAGCAUCAGAAGACGUGAGUCCAACUGAUAUACCAGAACAACAGCCAGUUCGACAACCACGACCAUACAACAGAAAUACUUAUAGAUCAGCAUAUGCCAGACAUAAACGAAAUCGUAAACGUCACAGAAAAUCAAAUCAGAUCCGAUCACAAUUCAACAUUCAACGAAGUUGUUAUCGAAUAUUUAGUAUAUCAAUGAUCAAAACUAUUCUGAAGGACUAUGGUAUACCAUAUGAAAAAGUAAUCAUUGAUGGUGGAAAUGCAACAAUUACACUUAAAAAUCAACAACAACAUCAAUUACGUACGCGCACAUUACCUCAUGACGUUUUCGACAUACAACAUUAUUAUCAAUUUAUCAACAUAUUUUAA